AUGCCACUCGUUUAUCUUUCUCAUCCUGGGUGCGCGCUCACACUGACUCUUUCUCGAUCGACUAGGGGCCAAGCAGAGAAGAGCGAGGUCACAUCUCUCGAGAUUGCUCAACGGCAGGUUGCGACGAUGAGCAAGCUCCACACGAUAGACGAGACAACGCGCAAGUUUGGCGAGGAGCUCGUCAACGUGGUUGAUGGGCGUUCGUCGAAGGCUGAAGGCAUCGUUAAGUACGUCCUCGACUCCGACUGGAAGCCUAGCGAUGCCAUACGGUGGCAAGUGCAGGAGUCGCGCAGCAACAAGGCCAAGCUGCGGCACGAGCAACGCACCCAAGAGGUCAUCAACAGUCUGCCGUUCGAGUCAAUGCUCCAUCGGGAGAAAGCUAUCCCAGAAGCCUACGCCAAGACGUUUGGAUGGGUCUUCUCUAAGCCUCGCCGCACUGACGAUGGGGAACCGCUGUGGUCUGACUUCACGGAUUGGCUGAGCAGCGACUCAGAUAACAUCUACUGGAUCACAGGGAAACCCGGCGCGGGCAAGUCCACCCUGACCAAGUUCAUUGGCAAGGAUGAGAGGCUUCAGGCUCAUCUGCAGACAUGGGCAGGACCAUCCUCACGUCUCAUCCUGGCCAGGUAUUUCUCUUGGAACUCCGGGAGUAGGCUCCAGAAGUCUCCCCAGGGCCUCCUCCGCACCAUCCUCUAUGAAUGUCUAUCCAGUGACCCGGAGAUGCUUGUGCCCAUUGUCUUUCCUGCCCGUUGGCUUACUCGACCGGACAUUGAGCUCUACAUCAGGGAUAAGUUCGAGAGGAGCCUCGGGUUCCGGGAGCGCAGGGCUAUGUACCAGGCCGCGGCCGAAAAACUGCUCCGCGACAUUGCCGACAAGGCGCUCGGCGUGUUUCUCUGGGUGUCCGUGGCGGUGUGGAAUCUGCUGCAGAGCCUCCAGGAGGGUGACAGCCUGGCCAAAAUGCAGGAGACGCUAGACAGCUUGCCCGAGGACCUGAGCAAGCUGUUUCAGGUCAUGUGGGAGCAGACGCACCCGAGCUACCGCACGGAGGCGGCGCACUACUUCGACGUCAUGAAGUGCUUCGAGGACCAGAAUCUGACGCCGUUCGCACUCAGCAUUGGGAUGGGCGACAACCAGGAGGUCGGCAUCGAUCUUGACAUCAACCAGGUUGUCAACAGUUUCCUGUCUGGCGUGGUCCUGUCGCUCAACCGGAAGCUGAACAGCCGAACCAAGGGACUGCUCGAGAUCCACCAAAUGGAAAACAGCCGCGAGAGCGUUGUGAGCUACAUGCACCGCACAGCCCGGGAAUGGGUGCACGAGAACUGGGGGCUCAUGAUGGCGACUGCGGAGCCGGGCUUCGACGCCCGCCUCUGGGCGCUGAAGGGCGAGACGCUG
Messenger RNA from Trichoderma virens Gv29-8, 1392 nucleotides. RefSeq lists its product as uncharacterized. The annotation marks the transcript as partial. The record is from RefSeq and is a predicted model, not a curated record. NCBI's taxonomy places the organism in Eukaryota, Fungi, Ascomycota, Sordariomycetes, Hypocreales, Hypocreaceae. The transcript is spliced from 2 exons.